Messenger RNA from Jaminaea rosea, 1023 nucleotides. RefSeq names its product putative GPX2-glutathione peroxidase. Lineage: Eukaryota; Fungi; Basidiomycota; Exobasidiomycetes; Microstromatales. The transcript is spliced from 4 exons. Gene Ontology annotation, molecular function: glutathione peroxidase activity. Bases 333 to 842 code for a protein of 169 amino acids. Gene Ontology annotation, biological process: response to oxidative stress. The record is from RefSeq and is a predicted model, not a curated record.
CUCGCCGCCCUUGAUUGCUCUCGCCGCCUCGUGGUUAAGGGUUGGCGCGGAACUACCGCCACUUCUCGACCUCCAUCCUGCGCCUGUGUUGCUUUGGCAGUCGCGGAAAAAGCUCGACGCCGCACUCAGCGACACGGCCGCCGGCUGUUCGUCCCGGUCAUUGAAAGGCUCUCCCACUCGCAGGAGUGUGUCUCGCCGGAGGGACAAGGGGUUCUGUUUCUGGACGACGUCGAAUCGCUGCAGCAGCUUUAUCUCUCUUUGCAUCCUCUCUUUCCCUUCCUUCUCUACUGCACGCUAUCUUUUCAUCCGUACACUACAUCACAUCGACCGCCAUGGUUCAGUUCUACGACCUCAAGGCCGAGCGACCAAAAGGCGACGCCUACGACUUCUCGACGCUCCACGGCAAGGUCGUCUUGAUCGUCAACACUGCGUCCAAGUGUGGGUUCACACCGCAGUUUGCUGAGCUCGAGGACCUGCACAAGAAGUUCAAGGACCAGGGUCUCGUCGUUCUGGGCUUCCCCUGCAAUCAGUUUGGUAACCAAGACCCGGAGAACGACGAUGGCAUCGGCGCAUUUUGCCAGAAGAACUACGGAGUCUCCUUCGACAUGAUGGCAAAGUCAGACGUUAAUGGCUCAAACGCCAAUGACGUCUUCAAGUUCCUCAAGAGCGAGAAGUCCGGUAUUCUCGGCACUCAGGGCAUCAAGUGGAAUUUCACGAAGUUCCUUGUUGACAAGUCAGGCAAGGUCGUUCAGCGCUACAGCCCAACGACGAAGCCGGCUACGAUGGCCAGUGACAUCGAGAAGCUCCUUGGCCAGCCAACGGCUGAUGCUGAGGCCAAGUAAGCACCGCCACCGCCGCCUCUCCAUCAUGGUCAUGAUCACAAGGUCCGAGAUCAGCAACGUCCUUUUCCUCUGAAGCUGGCCUUGCCUUUUCGCUGCUCGUGCGCUGUGCGCAUGUUCUGCUCUGCUCUGCCCAAAUUACCUCAUGCUCUCACUGCUUGACGAUACGGUUCCUGUAAUGCCA